AUUUAAGGAGGGGAGCCGCCGCCGCUCUGUGCAAGCCUGAGGGGGGCGGGGGACGGCUACCGAUCGCGGCUCGCGAGGCACCUACCGCGGAGGUUACGGAAUCCGAUCCCCGGCCUUGAGAAUCGUAGCUGCGAGGAUCCUUUUGCCUCAGUUCUGCUGCGGAGCUGUUUCGACUUCCGAUUGGAGGCGUGCGGGGUUCGGGUAUUUGAGCAAUGGCUUUCACUAGUAGAAUUGGAAAUGCGCUUAGGAAAACUUCGGCGCCCUCGAAUUCGCCUCUGCUUCAGGCAAUAAGAUGCAUGUCUUCUUCAAAGCUUUUCGUUGGAGGACUUUCAUAUGCCAUCGAUGACACCACCCUGAAGAAUGUCUUUUCUCACUACGGGGAUGUCCUUGAAGCUCGAAUCAUCAUUGACCGGGAAUCUGGGAGGUCAAGGGGAUUUGGAUUUAUAACUUACUCAUCCAGCGAAGAAGCCGCAGCUGCAAUUACUGCCAUGGAUGGCAAGGAACUUCAAGGACGAACUGUAAUGGUGGACCAUGCCAAUGACCGUGCUGGUGGAAUACGUGGAGGUGGUGGAUUCGCCGCUGGUGGUUAUGGCGGUGGCAGUGGAUAUGCUACUGGUGGAUAUGGCAGUACCGGUGGAUAUGGUAGUGGUGGGUAUAACAGUGGCGGUGGAUAUGGUGCUGGCGGGUAUGACAGUAGCAGUGGCGGACAUGCCGGCGGCAAUGGGGGUUACAGUGAUGGAGCUACCGGUGGUGGUUAUGCUAGCAUCUACAACAAUGCUUCUGGUAGCGGAUGUGCCGAUGGCAAUGGUGGUUACAGUGGUGGAGCUACCUGUGGUGUUUAUGCUAGCAACAACGACAAUGCUUCCGGUGGUAAAUAUGCCGGCAGCAAUGAUGGUUACAGUGAUGGAGCUACCGGUGGUGGUUAUGCUAGCAACUACAACAAUGCUUCUGGUGGCAGAUACGGAAGCCGUGGAAGCUACAAUACCGCUGGCAAUUCUGAUGGAAACGCUGGUGGGUAUAAUUCUCCCAACACCUAUGGUGCAGGGAAGUACAAUUCUGGAGCUGCCGGUGGUGGUGGAACCCUUGGUGAAUUUGGUGGCGGCUUCAGCGGUGGAGGUUUCGGUGCUGCUGGUCGCAGCAACGGCAACAACUUUGCUGGAAAAGGGACCGGUGGCUGCUACAGUAGUAGCAGAGGCGCCGGAGGAUUGUCUGGCGGGCACGCCAUGAGCUAUGGGGCUGACAAGGUGCAGUACAAUGGCCAAGACGACCUGCUGGGUGAGGACUUCUUCGACAAGGAAGAAGCAGCAGUGAAUAGAUGAGAUUGCUGCAUGCUUGCAUCUCUUGCACGUUGCUGCUAAUCUUUUUUAAUCCAAGCAAAUGAAAACUUUAUUUGAGCUUAGGAUAUACACUGUACAUUCGGCCCAUUAGGGCCUUUUUUUUUCAGUCCAUCAGUUUUUUAG
Molecule: messenger RNA, 1460 nt
Organism: Phragmites australis (common reed)
Lineage: Eukaryota; Viridiplantae; Streptophyta; Magnoliopsida; Poales; Poaceae
Product: glycine-rich RNA-binding protein 3, mitochondrial-like
Exons: 5
Coding region: 213-1319 (368 amino acids)
Molecular function (GO): RNA binding
Source: RefSeq, a predicted model, not a curated record